Molecule: messenger RNA, 837 nt
Organism: Fusarium falciforme
Lineage: Eukaryota; Fungi; Ascomycota; Sordariomycetes; Hypocreales; Nectriaceae
Exons: 4
Coding region: 1-837 (278 amino acids)
Biological process (GO): conjugation with cellular fusion
Cellular component (GO): mating projection tip; membrane
Source: RefSeq, a predicted model, not a curated record
AUGGGCUCCAGCAGCGAGACGAGCACCAGCUCGUCCUCGGCGCCGCCCAAGGUGCGAGUUGGCUGGUAUAGUGCACUGCCAUUUCUCGGCUACCAUCAUGUUUUGAUGAUUCUCAUCGCCAUCGCCAUUAUCCUACUAUCACUACUACUCGCCGGCUGUUCAUCAUCGUCUCCGCUCAUCCCUGACAUCUUCCUACUAUCCAUCUACUACAAGUCCUAUACCGCAAAGCCCGACACAGCUCAAGUCGACUACAACGUGCACACAGCUAUCGAGAACAUCGCCGGUGACGCCCGACUCCAAGCGCGAGUUGGCUACUUUGGUAUCUGCAUCAACCCCGAUGGCGGUUCAUGGCUGUGCAGCAACAAUGCGACUGCUCUUGCGAAGGAGGUCGAUGUCGAUCAAGACCCUCUCAACCUUAUCUGGCUGGCUGCUCAGUUCAAGGACAUGAUUGUCUUUCCCUACCUGAUUAUUAUCGCCAUCAUCUUCGCCUUUGUCUGCCUCCUGCUCCUCGCCACUUUCCCCGGCUGGCAUGAGGAGGUCGACUCCGAGGGCUCUGAUCGCGAAGUCAAGCCCUUCCCGUCUCGCCCUGUCUCGCAGAUCGCGCUCGCUUUGAUCUUUAUCGCCGCCAUCUUCGUCCUCGUUUCCGUGCUAUGGCAGCACACAGCAUCCGUUGCCGCAUCAGUCAUCGCACAAGACUUUGGUAACGGCGCGGUGAAGAGUGGCGUUGGAACCAGUGCCAUGGUACUGGGCUGGUUCUCAUUCGCACUCCUCAUCGUGGUAACAAUCGGUCUACUCAUCAUGAUCCUCAGUAUCAGCGUCCUGAGUUCGAUGGUAUAG